Molecule: messenger RNA, 1471 nt
Organism: Varanus komodoensis (Komodo dragon)
Lineage: Eukaryota; Metazoa; Chordata; Lepidosauria; Squamata; Varanidae
Product: C2 calcium-dependent domain-containing protein 4C-like
Exons: 2
Coding region: 66-1376 (436 amino acids)
Source: RefSeq, a predicted model, not a curated record
CCCCCGCGACAGCCUUGCAAGGUCGCUCUGCUCCCGCUCGGCUCGACUCUCCAGACGCUGCCGCAAUGUGGUUUUUGGACAAAGUGCGGGCACCCGCCAGAGAUGCCAGCCCGCCGGGCGCUUCGCUCCUGGGCGCGCCCCCCGCAUCCCCCGUGCCGGACAAAGGCAAGGCGGCGGGCGCCCCGGCAGCGGCCUUCGCCAACGUCUUGACCCCGGACAGGAUCCCGGAGUUCUGCAUCCCGCCCAGGCUGGCCAGCCUGCCCCAGGCCAAGAGCCCCCACCCGGCCUUCCAGCCCCGCCGCUGCCUCACGGAGCCCGGCUUGCAGGAGGCCGCUGCGUCCGCGGCGGGCGGCAGCCCCAGCCCGCCCCUGCCGCACCUCAUCCAGGUGGAGAGCGUGGAGCUCGCCGACGAGCUGGACGAGGAGGGCACCGACGCCGACCCCCGGUCGCGGGCAGCCCUGUCCCUGCCGCACUUCCCCAAGGCGCACACCUCCUACGGCUUCUGCACCCUGCUGGAGAGCCCGCACACGCGGCGGAAGGAGUCCAUCUUCCACAGCGGCUCCCUGCCCAGCCUCGCCGCCCCGCGGCCCCGGGCCAGCAGCUACGGCGGCAGGGAGGGCUCCGCCGGCCCCGGCGCGGCCCCCGGCGCGGCCCGGGCGCGGCGCCCGCUCCUCGGCCGCCGGGGCGCCUGGGAGAGCAGCGACACCGGCUCCUCCACCGAGUCCUCGCCCUUCGGCUCGCCGCGCCUGGGCCGCUCGCCGCCGCGGCUCGGCGCGCUCUUCAAGGCGCACAGCCAGGACGGGCCGCUCUGCAGGGCGCUGCGGGGCCGCGGCCGCGCCGGCUCCCUGUCCAUGGACGAGGCCAGCUCCGCCGACAGCAGCCCCAGCGCCACGCGGCGCUCCUCCGAGGCGCUCCUGGACGCGCCGCCCGGCCGCGCCUACGGCCUGGCGCCGCUGCCCGGCCUCCUGCGGGACCUGCCCGGCGGGCGCGAGAGGCUGGGCCGCGACGGCGCCGUGCUGCUGGACAAGGGCGGGCUGCUGCGGCUCUCCUGCGAGUACUGCCCGGACAACCGGCGCCUGCGCCUGCGCCUCAUCAGCGCCGAGGGGCUGUACCAGGCCUCGGCCGAGCCGCGCGCCAUCAACUGCUGCGUCUCCUUCGCGCUCAUGCCGGGCAAGGCGCAGAAGCAGCGCAGCACCGUCAUCAAGCACAGCCGCAACCCCAUCUUCAACGAGGACUUCUUCUUCCUGGGCAUCUCGGAGGACGACGUGUACAGCCUCUCCGUGCGCAUGAAGGCCGUCAACAAGGGCUGCAGCAUGAAGCGGGACCUGCUCCUGGGCGAAAGCCACGUGGCCCUGGUGACGCUGCUGGCGGCCUGAGCUCGAGCUCCGGGCCAGGGACACUGUUCACUUAUUUAUUUAUUCCGUUUGGGGAGCGUGUGCACCCGUUUUUAAUAAACAGUGCUUUCAUCCGG